Lytechinus pictus (painted urchin) is the source of this 5261-nucleotide messenger RNA. RefSeq names its product vacuolar protein sorting-associated protein 16 homolog. NCBI's taxonomy places the organism in Eukaryota, Metazoa, Echinodermata, Echinoidea, Temnopleuroida, Toxopneustidae. Gene Ontology annotation, biological process: endosomal transport; intracellular protein transport; vacuole fusion, non-autophagic. Gene Ontology annotation, molecular function: actin binding. The transcript is spliced from 22 exons. The coding region runs from base 79 to 2580 and encodes 833 amino acids. The record is from RefSeq and is a predicted model, not a curated record. Gene Ontology annotation, cellular component: endosome; HOPS complex; lysosomal membrane.
UACUGAACUAGAAAUACGUAUUUCUAGUUCAGUGGUACGGUACAUGGUGCAGCGCCGGUGAAUCUAAAUCCCGGCAAGAUGGCGCACGUCACUGGAAAUUGGAACCCACUUGGCGAUGUGUUUUAUAGGAAAGUGGAACUGUAUUCUAUGGACAGACUAUGGCAGGAGGUUGCAGAUCUUAGGAAGUUCAAGGUUGCUGUAGCUCCAUUUGGAGGACCUAUUGCUCUGAUGAGAGACAGUAGUAAGAUUACCCAGGUCAGGGGUUCAUCUCAUAUAGUCAUCUUUAUCUUCUCAGCUGCAGGAAAAGAAAUAUCUAGAAUCAAUUGGAAUAGUGGUAAUGUGAUUCACAUUGGCUGGUCUUUAUCAGAAGAUCUUCUCUGUACCCAAGAUGAUGGCACUGUCCUUGUCUAUGACAUCUUUGGAAAAUACCAAAGGAACUUCAAUAUGGGACAGGAAUCAAGAGAAUCAAAGGUUAUUGAAUGCAAAGUGUUCCAUAACACAUCAUAUGGAGGAACCGGUGUUGCAGUCCUGACAGGAACCUACAGGAUUUAUGUAGUAAAUGAUGUACAUAAUCCUACUAGCAGAAAGAUGAUGGAAGUACCAGGACUAGAUGCCCCACCAAGCAGCUGGUGUGUAAUAGGGGGUGAUAGACAGAAUCAUAUCCUCCUAGCUAGAGACAAGCGUCUUUACAAGGUAGACCGAAGUGACAUGCAGCAGGAGAUACUGGAAACCAAGACAAAAGAAGUCAAUGCUUUCAUUAAGAUGGCUGUGUCAUUUGACAAUCGUUUUCUAGCUCUAUUCAGUGAUACGGGUCUACUAUGGAUAGGGUCUUCUGAUUUGCAGAAAACCUAUUGUGAGUUUGAUACAAGUAGUCAGAUGCGUCCCAGACAGCUGGUAUGGUGUGGUACUGGUGCUGUGGUAGGAUACUGGGAGAACCUUCUUCUAGUGAUUGGACCACAGAAGGAUUGGAUCAAAUAUAACAUGGAUACUGAUGCCAUUCUAAUCCCAGAGAGUGAUAGUCUACAUAUCCUACAGACCCACACACAUGAAUUGCUUCAAAGAGUACCAGGUGUUGUUGAGGACAUUUUCAAGAUUGGUUCAAUGGCUCCAGGUGCUAUGCUCUAUGAGGCUUGUAGGGAGUUUCAGAAAGAAAGUCAGAAAGCUGAUGAGUACAUCCGUAUGAUCAAAGAUCAGUUGAGUUUAGCAGUUGAACAGUGUAUAGAAGCCGCAGGAGCAGAGUAUGAACCAACUGUACAGAAAUUACUACUCAGGGCGGCCUCAUUUGGAAAGUGCUUUGGGACUAAUGUGAAUGCAGACAAGUUUGUGAAUAUGUGCAAACUACUAAGAGUGCUGAAUGCAGUUAGAGAUUAUCAGAUAGGAAUUCCACUCACAUAUGAACAACUCAAGAAAUUAACAUUGAAUGUACUUAUGGACAGAUUAAUCUUGAGAAGACAGUGGGCUUUGGCACAGCAGAUCAGUCAGUAUCUAAAGCUACCUGAAUCAGAUGGUGAAAGCAGGAUAUUAGGCCACUGGGCUUGUUAUAAGGUUGAACAAAAACACAUUCCAGAUGAGCUGAUAGCACAGAGCAUCAAGGAAAAGCUUGGUGAUACGCCAGGCAUAGCUUAUUCAGAGAUUGCUAAGAAAGCAUCAGAAUGUGGAAGAACACAACUAGCUGUCAAGUUAUUGGAGUAUGAGCCAAGAGCAGCAGAACAGGUACCUCUGUUGAUGACAAUGAGAGAUAGUAGGACAUCACUUAAGAAAGCUAUUGAGAGUGGAGAUACAGAUUUAGUAUACAUGGUUCUGCUUCAGUUAAAAGAAGAUCUACCUCGAGGUGAAUUCUUGAUGAUGCUAAGGAACCACCCUCAGGCUCAGGACCUCUUUAUGCAGCUGUGUCGAGAGCAACAUCCCAACCUCCUCCUAGAUCUGUAUAAUCAGAAUGAUAACUUCCAAGAGCUGGCCAACACUGCUGUUAGAGAUAGUCUGAAUGAGAAGGAUUUACAAAAGAGGUUAGCCCAUUUGAAUGCAGCUCAAGAUAACUACAAGAAAGCUACUAAUGAAUUCUCUAUGAAGGCAACAGAAGAAGAGAUCAAGUUAUUAGGUUACCAGAUGAGGAUGCAAGAGCAGUAUAGAGAGCAAUUCCUUUACCUUUCACUCCAUGAUACCAUCCAUAAACUCAUUGCUAAGAACCUUGGUAAGAUGGCUGAACAACUCAGAAAAGAAUUCAAAGUUCCAGAUAAGAGAUUCUGGUGGUUGAAGAUUGAUGCCUUAGCAGGGGCAGGAGAAUGGAUAGAACUUGAAAGGUUUGCUAAAAGCAAGAAAUCACCCAUUGGGUAUGAGCCAUUUGUAGAGGUGUGUAUGAAAUAUCACCAGAAGUAUGAAGCUAACAAGUAUGCUGCCAAGGUUACUCCUGAACAUAGAGUUAAGAUGUAUAUUAGAAUGGGAACUCUUGAUGAAGCUGCAGAACUAGCAUUCCAACAAAAAAGUGAAGAAGAUCUUAAUCUGGUUUUAAGACAUUGUGCUGGUAACAGACAACUCUCAGCUAAGAUUAACACUAUGAAGCAACAACUUGGCAAGAAAUAAACUCAAUCAAAGCGGUGCAAGCCAUUUUCAGCGUGACUAGAUGCUUUUUAUUACAAUGUGCAUAAUUUGGAUCAUGGUUACUAUCAGAGUGCAAUACUGCCAUUCAUCACAUAGUGGUUAGGGUUAUUUAACGCCAUCAUAUGACCUCCAGCUUUGCAGCUAAUGGGAUAAUAUAUAUAUUGCAUUUGAGAAUAGAAUGCGGUCUCAAAUUUCAGGUUUGGAUUAUGAUGGUGUAAAGGUGGUUAGUAAAUUUGUCCAGGACUCAAAAUCAAAAUCAGUGAUUCAACCUGCAAUUCAAUCAGAAUUGCAAUUCUUUACAGCCAGAGUUUUAUUAGCCAAUUGAUCAUUUAUUCUUCAAUUUAUCUACAAUGUCACAAUGAGGGUACUACCAUGUCAUUAAGAAUUCUUCUGGCAAGUAUGGUCUUUGUGUCCUGCAUGUCACUGUUUUGUGCCUUUCACAUGGUCAGUCUGCUGGGUGCACUCAAGCAACCAAUGUAUGGUGAGCCUUAGUUAUUUGUUUCGUUUAAAGUUAGUCAAUGACUUCCAUUUUGUCUAAAACUUCAGAUAUUAUUGAUUCUACGAGAGAUACAGUGUACCUCUCAUUCCAUCAGAAGCAAAAAAAAAUUAUUUUUAACGAAGUUCAUUAAUCACUCUAAGAUUAAAGGUAUCUCCAUGCAAACAUGAAUACUGCAUUUUAAAACCUUCAUAACUUGUAAUCGUAGUUAGAUUAAUUUUGUUGUUAUUUGUACUUUUGCUUAACACUUAUCUUUAUUGUUUAUUAUUACCUGAUCAAAAUUUUUUAUAGAGCUUUCAAACAUAAUGUUGAAAUCAACAUAUUUUUUUCUUUUACUUAUUUCAUUUGAAUCGUAAAGGAUCAUCUCAGAUAAUUUGUUUAUAUAUCUUUAGGGGAUAUUUCAGACAGACUAUUUCAAUAUAGGAAAUAUACUUAUGGCAAUGCUGGUGGUGAUUUUAAUGACCAAAGAUCAAGGGUAAUGACAUUAUGUAAGAGCCAUGCCAGUAUCACUGUUAUUGGUGGUGAUGGUGAUCAGGGGCUGACUGAUCCAGGAUUUUCCAGGGGGGGGAGAUUUUGUACAGAAAAAAAUUGACAAGCAAAAAAAAAAUGGUCCUCACUUCUCAUAUGCAUGACAUAUAUUCCCCUAAGAAUUAUUUUGUAUGCCUUUAAAGGGGGGGGGCAUGGGCCAGAUGUGUACUUACCUGUAUUCACCACUGAUGUUGUUGACAUAGGUAAUGUGCUCGUCAAAGGAUAGAUGAAUGAAAUCAUUUAUUAAAUUUUCCUUCUGUGUUUAAUGAUUUGUCAACCUAGUAAGCACUUGUGACAUUUCUCAGAAAAUGAUAAGUAAAAGGUAUGCAUAUUUCAUGAAGAUUGAUCAAGGAAAUUAUUUACCCUCUAAUCUCUGAUCUUGGCUCAAGUAGUGUUGAUUAUUUUAUUUUCAAUAUUCCAGUCAAAAAGCAAGGAUUAGGUUGAAGAAAGUAAAUAGAAAAUGAAAGAAACCUCAUAUGAAGUUAAUAUUUGACAUCAUAUCUGUUUCUUAUGAAAUUGAUGUUUUCCCUACAACCCUGUCUUAAAUUGUUUUAAAUCUUGCCACAAUGUAUGUUCACACCCAUAGGAACUAAUGCAUUAUGUGCUUGAUACCAAUUAAUUGUUCAAAAGGCAUCAAGUUGCAUUUAUACCCCCUUGCUAUACAACUUUGUGUAUGUUUUUAGAUAGAGAACAACUUUGCUUGACCAUUCCAUAUUAUGCAAAACUAUGAACUGAAUGUCUUGAAAAUGAGUGAAAUAUGAAGUCAAUUAACUAUCAAAAUAACAUUAAUUGUUUACACAAAUAAGGAUCAAGAUGUGUAUCAUUUUCAUCAAACACCAUCCCAAAUGAAUGUGAAGUUUGAUUCCAUUGUACAGUAGCAUCUUACAAUAUGGGAUUGAUGGAAAUAAUCAUUGUGAGCUAUCAAACUUUCACUCUUUUCUUUGGAAUUAAUGUCAUUAAAUAUAGUCUACUGCAAGGGACUGCUAUCCUAAUGACAGCUGAAAUGGUUGUGCUGUCCAUUUAUAUGUACAGUCAAAUCUGUCUUAGCAACCACUUAUCUAUCGUGAAAACCUGUUAUUUGCCACCAAAAUUAUCUUAAUUUGAAAGGAGUAUGUGUUAUGGUACCUGCCUAAAGGCCACCUGUCUCCAGUGACCAUUUUGUUUUUCUGUUUCGCUUGCAUGGCCUUAAUACACAUGUUUUACUGUAGUUCCAUGCAUGAUUCAGUUUUACACUAGGAUAAAUUGACUUUUGUGUGUAUAGGGUGUAAAACAAUGCAGUAUGAUAUAAGAACAAUUAAAUCUCAAUAGACAUUGAUGUUGGCAAUUGUACAUUGUAAAUUAAACUUGGACAGAGUUAAUUGUAGUUGAAAAAUUCAUUUUGUACCAUUUAGAGAUCUCUUCUAAUGACCAUAUUCCUUCCAUGUGAAUGAACUGGUAAUCAAAUAUUUGUAACAGUGUUUUGUUUUGGUUGCAUCUCUCUUGUCCAGCUUUAAAAAAAAAUGCAUUUGCAAUGCAUAAUAUGUGUAUUGAUUUGAAAUGUAAACGAUCAAACACAGUAAAAAUGUAUUAUGUUAUUUCUAUGACAUUAUGUAAUAAAGGAAAUAUAUGAAAUAUAUUGUACAAAUCUUAUGAAGAUGAA